Molecule: messenger RNA, 5493 nt
Organism: Pseudoliparis swirei
Lineage: Eukaryota; Metazoa; Chordata; Actinopteri; Perciformes; Liparidae
Product: calphotin
Exons: 2
Coding region: 1945-3579 (544 amino acids)
Biological process (GO): regulation of transcription by RNA polymerase II
Molecular function (GO): DNA-binding transcription factor activity, RNA polymerase II-specific; RNA polymerase II cis-regulatory region sequence-specific DNA binding
Source: RefSeq, a predicted model, not a curated record
CGGCGCCAUGCGCGUCGCUACCAGACACAAAGUAGUGCCUGGUCCGCGUGCCCGCCGCCGCCGUGUGGGUUCUGCGCCGGGUGUGCGGGGCUUUGUGUGUGUGUGUGUGUGUGUGUGCUGUUGUUGCUCCAGGUUCGGAGGCUAGGAGGCUAGUUGUGUGUGUGGAGGCGGGCAUGGUGUCCAUCUGGCGGCGUGACAUGCGGGAGGCUGCGCCGCGCCGGCCCCCUUUGUGCGCUCCAGAUGGCGAAUUCACCGAGUAGCUCGGUUACAUGUCGGCGCUACUCCAGAAAGAGGGUUUUAAACUCUUAUUUAGUGUGUGUGUGUGUGUCGUGACGUCACCACUCAGACAAAGCGGAGGGAAGUUGGUGUUCGUGACGGUCAGAUUCAAAGUGUCUGGGGAAGAAGUUUCGGCCACCGCGGCUCUCUUUGUAGCGGGAGAGAUGCGCGAGGAGCCGCCGAUGUGACACAAUGUGGCGGAGAGGAGGCGACGCGUCCUCGGGAGGAGCAACGCAACUUUGUGGUCGGCGCGAGGCGUCAAAGCCCGACGCGGCUGAUCGAUGUUCUUUAAGCUGAUUUCGACUUGUAUUCAGAUGUUACUCCAGAGUUUGGUCGAUAUGACUCAAAAUUCAGAUUUGUUUCACAAAUGUGUUUAAAAUCUUUCUUUGUUGACAAAUGUGUUUAAAAUCAAAUUUUAAAGUAAUGUUUAGUGCCAUGUUUCAUAGUUUCAUCCUAUGCUACUCAUCUAAUGUUUAACCAACUGUGGCGUUGUUGUUGUUCUUCACAAAUAUAUUUACACAAUUCGACUAAAAUCUUGAUUUUUGUUGACAUGUGUGUAAAAUCACAUUUUAAAGUGAUGUUUACUGUAAGGAGCCAUGUUGGGAACCCUGACCUUCACAUCGGACAACACACUCACCCGACUUUAAUGUUUGAUGUUGUUAAUCUUUAUUAAUUUGUUGCUACCACAAAUUACAAAUCACCUCCAUUAAAACAUUUAAAUCCAGAGCUCUCUCACAUCACGUGUCGGGUAAUCUCACUACAUGAAAUACACUUUAUUUUUUUAAGUAACUCAUCUUUCCUAACUUAUUAACUUAAAACCACGUUUUAAAGUGAUUUUUAUGAUUAAUUCCACAGUUGGACGACACACGUAAACACAUGUUGUUCAUAAUUAUUAUUUGGUAGCGCAAAUGAAACAUCUGUUCCGUUAAACCAUUUAAAUCCAGAGUUCUCUCUGUUUUUGUUCCAGGAAUCUAACAAACUGAAAUGCACUAAAUGUGUAUUUUUUAAGUAACUCAUAUUUCCUAACUUAUUAACUUAAAACCACGUUUUAAAGUGAUUUGAUGUUUAGUUUCACACGUAAACACAUGUUGUUGCACAUAAUUAUUAUUUGGUAAAAUCUGUUCCUUUUAAACCAUUUAAAUGAAGAUCUCCCUCAGUUUUUUCUCGGGGACUCUAACAAACUGAAACAUUAAAUGUGUUUUUUAAUUUAACCCCCACUUCCCUAACGUGGUUUUUUUUUAAAGCACCCGUUGUUGCCGAGGAAUGCCGAAUUGAAAAGCUUAGCGUGCGCUGCCGGUCGUUGAGGGCCGGCGUGUGACGAGCUGAAGACGAGCUGAAGAGGAGGUGGCCCUCGGCCCUCGACGGGCUCCUGGCUGCUGCCUCUGUGAUGUUGAUGCACACAAUCUGCUUUGUGAGGCCGGCGCUGCCCGGGGGUCGGGUUUCACCCACAGGACACAGCACUGCAUUCUGGGGCCCACCCCUGGGAUCAGGCAUGCUCCAUUUUGAGGGGAGAUUCUCUCUGGUGGCCAACACACACACACACACACACACACACACACACACUGCCCCCCAAACAGAGUCCAAGCCCCCCAAAAGGACGUGGAUUGGAUUUGUUUCCUCGCUUUUUAAAUUGGGUUUAAAGUAGCUUGAGUUGUGUGCAAAGUCUAAAUGUUUCUGCAGCCGGUCCAGACAAAAACAAUAACAACAACAACAAUAACAACACAUGUGCCUUCCUCCUCCUCAGCUCUGGAAGAGGAGCACCGGCCGGACCAGGAGCAGAACUCCUCCGCCGUGUCGGACAGCGACGACGGCGGCGGCGGCGGCGGCUCCCCGCUCGACCUGUCGGGGAGGGGGGGUCUCUUCGGGAAGCGGCGUCGCCGCGGCAACCUGCCGAAGGAGGCGGUGCAGACACUGCGCAGCUGGCUGUACGAGCACCGCUUCAACGCCUACCCGUCGGAGCAGGAGAAGCUGAGCCUGUCGGGCCAGACCCACCUCUCCGUGCUGCAGAUCUGUAACUGGUUCAUCAACGCCCGGCGCCGCCUGCUGCCGGACCUGCUCCGCAAGGACGGCAAGGACCCCACCAAGUUCACCAUCUCCCGCAAGGUCGGCGGGAAAAGCGACGUCCACGCCGCGACCCACGGGGGCGGAGCCAGCUCACCUGAGAGCACCUCCUCCUCCUCCGCCGCCGCCGGCUCGUCUCAGCAGCGGCCGUCCGUGAUCCGCGCCGCCCCGACGCUGGACCUCGUCCUCCUCGGCAGCACGGCGACCGCCAUCCUGACCGGCGCCGGCUACCCGGGGAAGGGCGGCUCGGUCCAGGCGCUGAUGAGGCUGGACACCCAGAGUCUGCUGAGGGAGGCGGAGGAGCAGGGGGCGGGCACCGUUUGUCUCGCCGGCGCCGCCACGCCGAUGGCCGCCAGCGCCGGCCUCUUCAACACGCCGCCGCCGACGCCCCCCGAGCUGCUCCCCGCCCAGGACUUCAGCGACCUGCGGCUCCUGGUGGACGCGGCGCUGCAGCGGGCGGCGGAGCAGGAGAACCUGAAGAGAGAGAGCGGACCCGCCGCCGGCGCCGUGAAGACCGAGCCGGCCGAGUACGGCGACUCGGGCGCCACGCCGCCGCCAGAGGACGGCCAGCAGGUCAUGGACCCGACCCGGGUGCAGCGCCUGAUGGAGACGGCCAUGGCCGUGACGGCGGGGAAGGAUCCGCUGCCCCUCCGGUCCCUGGCGGCCUCCGUGCCGGUCCCGGCGCCGAGGCUUUCUCCUCUCCUGAUGAACAAAGUCCUCUGGAGCCCCGUGGAGACGGACGCCAGCCCGCCUCAGCUCGCCGCCGCCCACCUCUUGAAACCAGCCGCCGUCGGCCCGGCGCCGCUCGUCCCAGCCACGAGUCCCGCCGGCGCCGCUCACCCCCGGACUGUGGCGCCCGCUCCGCCGCCGGCCGUCGCCUCUUCUUUCCCGAACGCCAGGGCGAUCUCGCUCUACCGGCCGUUCCACAUGUCGCCCAUCUUCCCGGCCCGCGUGCCGUCGUCUCCGGCGCCGGUCCACGGCCCGGUCCGCACGUCGACUCCGGCUCCUCUGGCCGCCGCGGCCCAGAUGUCCUCCUCUACGCCGCCGAUGAUGCCUCUUCUGGGCCUCACUGCUCCCCUUCAGCCCUCCUCUUCCUCCUCCUCCACCAGCAGGAGUUCUGCCGUGGUGCCCAGCGUUUGGAGCAUGGUGCAGCCCGGUUCUCUCCAAGGGGUGAAGACCCCCAUCCCCGCGGUGUGGGGUCCGCAGCACAGCCUGCACACCGUGAGCGAAGCGGUGAACUAGGGGCUGGAACACACACACACACACACACACAUACAUAUACACACAUAUAUAUACAUGUGUGUGUGUGGGGUUGGAGAAGCCAGACAUUCCUGCUGCUGGACAACGCUGUACAUAGGAGAAUGUAUCUUCAUCACAAGCCCCGCCCCCUUCCCGUCACUCAGCCUGCAGAGCGGCGCGAGAGGCUUCAUGGUUUGUGUCCUCCGAGGCGCCGGCUGGUGAGAACCCUUUUAUUACUUUUUAUUUACUUUUUUCUACGUCGUAUCUUAAAGGAAACAUUCCUCAGCGCAGAGGUUUUUUUUGUGUGUCUUUCUACAUUUUAUAAAACGCGGUGCGAGGAAAACAAAUCCCGUAAUUGUACGAAGCCGACGAGACUUCAGUAGCAGGACGAGACUUCAAUGAAUGUAGCACACGCAGCUCCAGGAGGAGCGAAGAGGACGGGAACAGGUUGUUUCUUCUCUCCACGCUCAGAAACAACAACAACAACCUCUCAGAAUGCAUUUUUACUCUUUCCACUUCUUUUUCUUUCUCCCUUUGGAAAUGACACCAGAAGGGGAAUUGAUUGUCCUGCAGCGAGUGAAUGACUCGAUGUGCCCCCCCCUCCUCCUCCUCCCCCCUCCUGCCUUUUUUAUAGCUUCGGAGCUUCAUUGUCAUCUCGGACCUCUUCGCGGCGCCCUCCAGCGCCACAUGUGUCUUUGUGAAGCGGCGGUUCUGUUGCCUCCGCCGGGUGUUUCAGGGAUUGAUGUUGAGGAAGAGGAGGAGGGGUGGGGGGAGGGGCUGGAUCUGUUACAGAAAUCCAUUUGAGUGAAGCGAGGCGGUCCUACGGCGCCGAGCGCCGCAGCUGAAAAGCCUUUUACCGGCUUUUUCUUUUUUCUCUCUCGUCUGAUGCAAAGAAACACUUUAAAUGUCGGAUGCUCUCGUUUGGGGCCUGAACGCAUCGUCCCGAGCCAUUAUCUUUUGGGCAUUAUGAGUUUUUUCGUUGUGUUUUUUUCAAAACCCGAACGCCUCGCCGGUGAAACGAUGCGUUCAGUGUCUGGAACUGAAAGCUGACGCGUUUAAUUUGUUCUGAACUUUUUUAUUGUUCCCGUUAUUCCCGGAUGCUUCCCACCUGUGUUUAGAAAUGGUUUCUCUAGAGUUGCUCAUCACUCACAGAGCUGUAGUUUCCAUGAAACUGUCUUCGCAUCAACAACAACAUAUAUAUAUAUUGGGCGUCCUUUUUUUAACGGUGGAAAAGGUCCCGUGUGAAUAAUACCGUAGCAGGAUUGUCUCGUGCGCGGGGGCCGGGGGUCAUGUGACCGGUCACCUGACCCCCGACCCCCAGCCAGCGCCUCUUAUUCCCACGUCGCUGUGGAAGUGUUUUUACUUGUUUUCCUUCAGUUACAGGAACUCGACUGCAUUUAUACCUCAAUUUACACAGACUUGGGUCACAUGUAGAAUACUAAGUAUUAAAGUGAUAUUUUUAUUGUUCGUCCUGCAUCGCUGUGACGACACCUUCCAUCAGUUGAGAUUAACUGGAAACGGCGGGCUGAAGAUUCGGCUUUUUUUUAUUUUUUUAUAGCGAUGUUUAUAUUUGUGAUUUUUAGACGACGUGAUGACGCAUGUACAUAUUUUCAGUCCUGUUCUUUUUUUUUUCUCUUCAUGUUUAUCGGCAUAUACUUUAUCUCAGAACUGUAGUUUUUUUUUUCUCUUCCAGCCAGAAUGCUUUGAGAUUUUUCCCAGCUCAUGUUCGUGAAUCAUGACCGACCGUUGGCAGCGAGCCGGGCUGCUGUGCCUUAAACCCACGACUGAGGGAAUAGCCCCUUUUUAUAUUAAAAACUUCUCCAAUAGUCUGUGCAAUAUAUGCCUUAAACUUUAAAUGUGUGUUUUUUUUGUAUAAGCAUUUCAAAGAAAUAAAAGUUCAGUUUUUCAUGAACGCUU